UUUUGUAGUUUUUGGGUUUCGUGUGUAAAUUUCAUUACUUCCUGCAUUUGACACAAGUUCCUUGCAAUGUUUGGGUAAAUUCCUCGGAUUUCAGCCUUCAACGAUCGUUGUCAAGAUUCGGUCAUACUCCUCCUUAGCAUAUAUCCCGUUCCUUCCUCUGGGUCGGCCUUUAGUCUAUAGACUCACGAAAACUGAUUGAAUUUGGAAAGCUUGGUCCCCACAGUUGGGGCAUUGGUUACUACUUCUGAGAGGGAAAGGGUUCUAUUGUUUGUCAAUAUGAAGUUUAUGAAGCUUGGAUCAAAGCCAGAUACCUUUCAGAGCGAUGGGAACAAUGUGAGGUAUGUGGCAAGCGAGUUGGCAACCGACGUAACUGUCAUUGUAGGGGAUGUCAAGUUUUAUCUGCACAAGUUCCCUCUUCUGUCAAAAAGUGCGUACUUGCAAAAGUUGGUUGCAAGUGGAAAUCAGGAAAACAAUGAUGUUCGGAUUUUCGACAUUCCCGGAGGUCCAGUUGCCUUCGAGAUAUGUGCCAAGUUUUGUUACGGCAUGACUGUCACCCUUAAUCCUUACAAUGUUGUCGCUGCUCGAUGUGCAGCUGAGUACCUAGGAAUGUAUGAGACUAUUGAAGAAGGGAACCAAAUUUACAAGAUCGAUGUCUUCCUCAACUCAAGCUUCUUCCACACCUGGAAGGAUUCAAUCAUUGUUCUUCAGGCCACGAAAUCUAUGUUACCAUUUUCUGAGGACUUGAAGGUGGUCAGUCUUUGCAUCGAUGCGAUAGCUACCAAGGCUUGCAUUGGUGUUUCCAAGGUCGAUUGGUCCUACACUUAUAACCGGAGGAAGCUCCCAGAGGAAAACGGGAACGAUCCAAACUCUAAUGGUUUCAGAAGCCGACCUGUGCCAAAAGACUGGUGGGUCGAGGAUUUGUGUGAACUUGAAAUAGAUCUGUAUAAGCGUGUCAUAAUGAAUAUUAAACAAAAAGGAAUACUGUCUCAUGAAGUGAUCGGAGAAGCUUUGAAAGCUUAUUCUUACAGAAGGUUGCCUGGCUUCAGUAAGGGUGGGAUCCAUUCAGGGGAUGGCGUUAAGUAUAGAUCGACAGUUGACACAAUUGUCUGGUUGUUGCCUGUAGAGAAAGGAAGUGUAUCUUGCGGUUUCUUGCUGAAGUUAUUGAAAGCAGCCAUCGUUGCUGACUCGGGAGAAAUGGCUCAGGAACAACUGGUGAGGCGAAUAGGACAGCAAUUGGAGGAGGCUUCUGUAAACGAUCUUUUAAUACGAGCAGGUGAAGGGGAAGAUGUAAUUUAUGAUGUUGAUAUGGUACAGAAAAUAGUGAAAGAGUUUCUGAUGCAAGAUCAAAAUGCUGAUCUCGAGUCGGAAGAAAAUGAGGUCCAGGAAAUACUAAGACCUGGAAUUUUAACCGAUGCUUCCAAGUUGAUGGUGGCAAAAUUGAUAGAUGCAUACCUUGCUGAAAUCGCAAAGGAUCCUAAUUUACCCUUGUCAAAGUUUGUAGACCUUGCUGAAACGGUGUCUUGCAUCUCUCGGCCCGCUCACGAUGGGAUUUACCGAGCCAUUGACAUGUAUCUCAAGAAACACCCAGGGAUCAGCAAGAGUGAGAGGAAAAGAAUAUGCAAGUUAAUGGACUGCAAGAAACUAUCAGUUGAUGUAUGUAUGCACGCCGUGCAAAACGAGAGGCUCCCGAUGCGUGUAGUUGUGCAGGUCCUCUUUUUCGAGCAAGUGAGGGCUACUGCUUCAUCAGGAAGCAGUACUCCCGACUUACCUAGAGGCCUGAAGGAUCUAAACAUCGGAUCUCAAAGGAGCUCAAGGUCAGCAGCAACCAACCCGGAGGAAGAUUGGGAUGCAGUGGCCACAGCCGAGGAACUCAAGGCCCUGAAAGGGGAAAUAGCCGCCUUGAGGAUGGGCAGCGGUAUAGGAAGGAGUGAAAGAAACGGUGGUGAUAACAGAAAUAGCGUCGACAAAGCCACCAUUAGUAGAGUGAAAAGUUUAUUCAAGUCCAAGAGAUAUUUUCAAAGAUACGGUCAAGCAAAGGUGAAAACAGUGGUUCGGAUUCGUCGAAGAGUCUCGGCUCGGCCAAUCCUGAAGAAGCGAAAUCAACACCAUCCAGAAAUAGAAGACAUUCAGUUUCUUAAAGUAGAAAUGCAAGGGAAACAUAGUAGGUUGCUUUUUGGUGGGUUUUUCCGGGCUGCUACUAAAUUCAAAAACUAGUUUCAUGUUGAUUUAGCAAAAAUGAAAGUCAUAUAUAGUCAUGAACCAAACGGUGCUGUAAGGAACAAAUGGUUACUGUAUAAUGGAAGUUGAGGGAUGCAUCACGAAUACACACACAGAGCAGGCAGUCAUUCAUUGCAUGUUGCUUAUAUUUUAACUGGGAAAGUACAACCUUUGCUACAUAUUAGUCAUGUUGAUAAUUAAAGGCGUGGUGUCAUGGCUUGACAUUGGUAUGCCUUGAUGCCGCUAUGAC
This is a messenger RNA of Hibiscus syriacus, 2467 nucleotides long. Its product is annotated as BTB/POZ domain-containing protein NPY2-like. Lineage: Eukaryota; Viridiplantae; Streptophyta; Magnoliopsida; Malvales; Malvaceae. Gene Ontology annotation, molecular function: protein binding. Bases 277 to 2214 code for a protein of 645 amino acids. The record is from RefSeq and is a predicted model, not a curated record. The transcript is spliced from 7 exons.